Molecule: messenger RNA, 2010 nt
Organism: Paramecium tetraurelia
Lineage: Eukaryota; Ciliophora; Oligohymenophorea; Peniculida; Parameciidae
Exons: 3
Biological process (GO): nuclear polyadenylation-dependent snRNA catabolic process; nuclear polyadenylation-dependent CUT catabolic process; exonucleolytic trimming to generate mature 3'-end of 5.8S rRNA from tricistronic rRNA transcript (SSU-rRNA, 5.8S rRNA, LSU-rRNA)
Cellular component (GO): nucleolus; nuclear exosome (RNase complex)
Molecular function (GO): 3'-5'-RNA exonuclease activity; nucleic acid binding; nucleotide binding
Source: RefSeq, a predicted model, not a curated record
AUGUAAACUCACGCAAAAUAAGUGGUUGGAUUAAUCAAUCAAUUGCCUAAAAAAGAUGAGUUGAAAUUCUUAGAAAAACAACCAGGAAACAAAAAGGUUAUUUCAGAAACUAAUCAAGCCUUCAUCUCAGUCAUCAAUGGAUUGCGAUCUCUGAUCGGAGAUGUCUAAACUAAUUCAACAACUAUCCCAUUUAAAUAAAUAGAAGAAACAUUGGAUUAAUUCUUAGAAAAUGCAGCCAUUCAAUAUGACAAAAUGAAUAAAUUAAGUAUAGCUCCAAAACAACCCCAAGUUUAAAAAACUAAUUAAGCUAAACCAAAAGAUAUUUAUGGAUUUGCUGAUGUAAUCUAACUCAAUAAAUUACCUUUUAUUCCUGUUUUAAAAUAUAAGCAUUAUGCUUAAACAGAAUUAGAUUAAAAAAUAAUAGAAGCCUAAAAUAACCCAACUUUAUUUUUUGAAAAAUAUGCCAUUGAAGAAUUUACACACCCUUACUAUGAAGAAAUAACAAGGUUGACACCACAAGAUUUUGUACUUGAUGUACCUCCCAAAAUUAAUAGAUAUCGAGAUUUAGAACCUCCCAUCAUGAUUAAUAAUGCUGAUAAUUUGGGGGAACUUGUCCUUAAAAUAUAAAAUGAAGUGGAUUAGAAUGGUUUUAGUGAGAUUGCUGUAGAUUUGGAACAUAAUCAUUCAAUAUCUUAUUUGGGAGUGACCUGCUUGAUCCAAUUAAGCACAAGAACUCAAGAUUACAUAAUUGAUCCUUUUCCUCUAUGGAAAUAACUAGGAGACAUGUUAAGUGUUGUCUUUACGAACCCCAGAAUAGUAAAGGUUUUUCAUGGAGCUGAUAAUGAUGUACAAUGGCUGUAAAGAGAUUUUGGUUUAUAUAUUGUAAAUCUAUUCGAUACAUUCCAAGCCUCAAAGGAGUUAUUGCUUAUGUAAAAUUCCUUUUAGUUUCUGCUCUCAGAAUAUUGUAAGAAAUCUACAGAUAAAACAUAUUAAACUGCAGAUUGGACAUAAAGACCAUUAUCUGAUGAAAUGAUUAAAUAUGCUUAGAUUGACACACAUUAUUUACUUUACAUCUAUGACAGAAUGAGAUAAGAUCUGAAGAAGUUAAAUAAACCAAACGAGAAUCUAAAUAAUGUUCCAAAUUAUUAUAUUGAAAGUGUAUUAAAAAGAAGUAAGGACACAGCUCUCAAGAUUUACAAGAAACCUUUAUAAGAUUAAGAUUAAUCCUUGCAAACAAUUCUUAAUAAACAAGACAGAAGAAUGGAAGCAAAAAAUUUUGAUUUAAUGGUUAAAUUAUUAGAAUUAAGAGAAGAAUUAGGGAUUUAAUAUGAUCAAAAUCCAAGAUACUUUUUGCCCAAUCCAUUCUUAUUCAAACUGGUUGAAUCUAAGCCUACCUCAAUCUAAGAAUUAAAAAGCCAAUUGGGAGGUGAUAAGUAUAUUCACGAAAUUAUCAAAGAAAAUCUCUGGUAAUUUUUAAAGAUAUUGUUGGAAUUCGAUGAGAAAGUUCCGAUAGUCAAUGUCAUAUAGGAAGAAUAAAUAAAUACAACAUAGAUAUAAAUUGAGGAAAUGCGACCUAGUAUCUAGGUUGAACCAUUAAAAAUUGUCUAGAUCUCAGUUAACAUUAAGAAAUUUGACAAUCAAAAUAAAAGUGUUGUCAAAAAUCAUUUUAGAAAUGAAAAUGUUGAUUAAAUAAAAUCGCUAUUCCUUUGUGAAUCUCCUUUCAAGUUGUUAAAUGUAUUUUAUGAUGGACUGGGUUCUUAAAUAUUCUAAUCGAGUGAAGGAAUAAAGUUUAUAGCAAAACAAUAAAAAAUAGAAAAGAUUAAUACGGGCGAUUUCAUAUAGCUUCCAAAAUUAGAAGAAUAAAAUAGAGAUUAAUAGAAGGAUUAGGAUGUUAGAUUAAAUAACACACUUUAAAAUCAAUAUGGCACUAAAAUUCUAAAAAGGCAUUAAAAAAUAGAAUAAUAGAAAAUAUAAAAAUCUAACAUAAGCAACAGAUUUGAAAUUCCAUGA